UGAACACAACACAAAAGCGAAGCUUUCACCGGGCAGAUGGUUACCAAGGUAGAUUGGUAAACAUCGUGAAAAAUAAAAGAAAAUAAAUAAGCUACAAAAUAUUCAUUGUGGCUUAAUGACUUGGCAUAAACUAUGAGUAAAUUGUGUUGUACCCAUAUAGCAGAUUAUAAAAAGUUAAAAGGAAUAGAUGUUUAUUCUAAAAUUCAUGCAAACUAUAUUACUUGUAUAAAACAAAGUGCGCGUACUCAAAAGAUAAGGGAAUGUUUCUGCCAUAUCUGUAAAACUAGAUCUCAUCGACUUCAUGCUUGUCUAGAAUGCUCGUUUGUUGGUUGUUUUGACAGAGAACAUAUCCAAGCACAUGCUGAUCUUAAUAAACAUUCAAUUGCUAUUGAUGUCACAUUUGGCAAUGUCUACUGCUUCAGUUGCAAAGAUUACAUGUAUGACAUAGAACUUAAUUUGUCUAAGAGAUAUUCUGGUUUGUGGCAACCUGGAGAAAGUGAUACAACUUUGAUUAAUGCAUGUGAAAGUGGGAGAAUUGUUCGCAGCAAGUUUCUAGGCUUAAGAGGACUUGUCAAUUUAGGCCAGACAUGCUAUAUGAAUUGUAUAGUUCAAGUACUAACACACAACCCUCUGUUAAGAAAUUAUUUCCUAUCUGAUAAACACAACAUCUACACAUGCCAAUUUAAUUGUGAUCGACAAACUUGCUUAGCUUGUGAAAUGUCUGCGUUAUUUCAAGAAUUUUACUCAGGCCAGCAAGUACCACACAUUCCAUACAAACUAGUUUACAUAAUUUGGAAGCAUGCCAAGCACUUAGAUGGCUAUGAUCCACAAGAUGCCCACGAAUUUUUUAUAACAAUGCUUGACGUCCUACACGAGCAUUCAAAAAAUCCGAAAGAAGAUGAUAGCUCUUGCCAAUGUAUUAUCCAUAAAAUAUAUACUGGUCGCUUACAAUCUGAUAUUCUUUGCAUGCAUUGCAAAUAUACUCAACCCGAGAUGCUUCAUAGUAGUUGUGAUAGUUGUCAACAAUAUGGGUUAUCUAAAAAGCAGCUAACAGUACAGAAACUUCCUGUUGUAAUUAGCUUCCAUCUAAAACGUUUAGAAUUUGGCAAAAAAAUUACAACUUAUGUUAAAUUUCCUGAAUACCUCAAUAUGACUCCAUUUGUAUCAUCAAUACGUGGUACAUCUUCUAGGACUAAUGAAGAAAGUUCAUUUAGUAAUUCUCCUUACAAUAGUAGUGAUAAUAACUUUUGUUUGUUUGCUGUUGUUAACCACACUGGAAAUAAAGAAGGUGGUCACUAUAUUUCAUUUAUUAAAAUGAAGCAGAAGUGGUAUAAGUGUGAUGAUGACAUGAUAACGAAUGCUACCGUAAAUGAUGUCCUCGUGAGCGAAGGGUACCUGUUAUUCUAUCACAAAGAAGUAGUCGAUUACAACAAGAAGGAUUGAUUUUUUAUAAUCCCAAACCACUUGUGUUCGAAAUUGUGAUCUUUUUUAAUAAAAAUAAUAGACUGACUUUUGGUAGUGACGUGGUGCAUGAAUCUAAGUUUUGCUCAAAACAAUGUUCGGAGCUUCAAGAAAACCUUGACUUCCUCUUUUACCUUUGGCCGUGACACUUAUUAAAUCUUUCUUUGUUGCUCUUGUGACUAGCAUGAAUGUGUUGAAUAAGAGGGUUUGAUUACACAUAUGAUUUUAAAUAUCUUGUGACAAAUGACUGUAUCUCAAAGAUAUUUAAAUACUAUGAGCUUUAGCUCUGUUCCUUGUGUAUUAUUGAAUGUUUCUUUGCCAAUUUAUGUUUUGUAGAAUAAAUUCAAUGUGAGCUUAGAGCACAUUUUCCCAUCUUGUUGACCUGAAACGUAUAAAUUGUCUUAUUUAUUCUUUUUUUUUUAUCAAUUCGAUUAAUGAAUUUUUUUAAAAGAAUAUAAAUUCCUUAUAAUAAAAUUGUAGAUGGUUAUUUACAGAAACUAUGUAUUGUGCUUUCUAAUGUACUGUAUGGUGUUUUAUGUUAAAAUAAAUUAAAGAGAAGUCGA
Molecule: messenger RNA, 2024 nt
Organism: Parasteatoda tepidariorum (common house spider)
Lineage: Eukaryota; Metazoa; Arthropoda; Arachnida; Araneae; Theridiidae
Product: ubiquitin carboxyl-terminal hydrolase 22-A
Biological process (GO): protein deubiquitination
Molecular function (GO): zinc ion binding; cysteine-type deubiquitinase activity
Source: RefSeq, a predicted model, not a curated record